Stereum hirsutum FP-91666 SS1 is the source of this 2669-nucleotide messenger RNA. RefSeq lists its product as uncharacterized. Gene Ontology annotation, biological process: protein phosphorylation. Gene Ontology annotation, molecular function: protein kinase activity; ATP binding. Lineage: Eukaryota; Fungi; Basidiomycota; Agaricomycetes; Russulales; Stereaceae. The coding region runs from base 1 to 2601 and encodes 866 amino acids. The transcript has 3 exons. The record is from RefSeq and is a predicted model, not a curated record.
AUGGCUGCUGACCCGGUUCCCGUACGCGCACAGACUCCUCCACAAGACAAUAAGGGAAAACCAAUCCCAGACACCCCAAUUUCUCAAACAACUGGCAGUUUGCGCGACCAAUACUCCGUCCCUACCGCUCCUAAACCUCCCUUGGCCGACGCGAUCCACCAUCAGCUCCAGAUCGAUAUGGCCGAUACUCUUGUCUCAGGAGUCCCUGUCGACUCCUUCGUAGCCGCUGUUUACGGGUUCAAGUUCGAAGAACUACGUCUCGACGAGUGGUCCUUUUCCUUAGCCCCCGAUCUCCUCAAGGUCUACCGCGAGUCCAUACCCGAGACCAAACAUUACAGGCCGUUCAUGAACAUGAUGAUGCAGCUUCUCCUCGACUAUGUCAAUAACAUGAAACGACUUGACCCGGAAUCAGAUAUCAUCUUUCCAUGCGGUUUCUAUUUCGAUGCGAUCAGCGGCGAUGAGACCAUCUACGGGAGCGACGGAAAGCACACGCGUAAGCCAGACGGGUCUUUGACCGCUGACGCUGGACAUAUGUGCUACCAACGCCUGCGAGAGAAGGCGGCGAAGGUGAACCCAGACGAUCCUGACUUUAAACUCUACUGGGACAACCUCAUGGCGUGGUUCGAGUUCAAGUUCAGCGACGCCUACAAGAAGAAAAACGGGAUCGUGUCGCAAUCGGUGGAGGCUGGAGGCUAUCCUGCCUCCGAACCAGUUAUGCAGGCAGCUAUUAAGCCCAAGGCGCGAAGGGGCAAGAAGUCUUCAAGGGGUCGAAAACGUUCUGCUGACUCCGACCCUGACGCACCAGGCGCCAAGCGGCUCAAGUCGGGCCUCGCUGCCAUUCCUGAGUCAUCCGUUGUCCUCUCGGAGCCUCAGCAUCACGGAAAGCCAGUCGAUUAUUCGCGAGGGCGAGCAGCCAGCUGUCCGAAGAUGGAUAUGCUCUUGGUGGAAGCACAGGCGGCGGACUACGCUGCUGAGUCUCUCCGUACUGGUCGUCGUCGCUACUCGACCGGUGUCUUCAUCCAUGACGGUAGAGUUUCGCUUUGGUAUUACGAUCGCAUGGGACCCAUUUGCUCUCGCGAGUUCGACCCUGUGGAACACCCCCAGCUCCUCCUUCUUGUCGCCGUUGCUCUUGCUCGUGCUGAUCUCCAAAGUCUCGGGUACGAGCCCAUGAUCGUGGCUGGGACGAACACGAUACCUUCGGUUAUGCCGUCUUAUGCUGAUUUGAGGGACAAGUCGAAGGAAUACGGUGAACAGGACCGUUUUGCCGAACUCCGAAAGCUCUACGGGCCUUCCUCGGCAUGCGCGCCAUUUCUCGACUGGAAACACAACAUCCUUCGUCUCAGUUGCGAACUCGACGAUCCACGUCCUGACUUUAACGAGGGGCCAUCAUUCAACGACGAUCAGUCACCGUCUGCUACCGACACAUCUCCACAUACCACAAUCAUAGACUUCCCGAUCACCGAUCGCCCUCUUCACGUCCAACCCGGCGCUCUCGGACGCGGAACGGUUGUCCUUCCUCUAGCCUCUCCCCCGAACAUCGAAAGCUUGCAAGCACCGGAUGGCCUGGUCGCUAAAAUGAGCUGGCAGCCCAAGGGACGGAUGCGAGAAGACGCAACUUUACGGGUUAUUCGCAAGAAGAUAGAGGCGUGGACAGACCACGUUACAGAUCUGAGAUGUUCGACGACGCUUGACAGCGACACCUUGAAGCUGCCUAGGAAGAAGCUGAUGACGCUUAUCGAGGCACGUGUGGAACUGGUCGCUGCUCUCAGAGAGGGGGCGGCGAAAGAUCCUGAUGACGAAGACUUUUUGGAGAUGGUUGACGCCUUCAUCGGGGACAUGUAUGAGGAGCGCGUCCUCGUGGUUUUGGUCUCGCCACGCUACCAGCCGCUGAAGGCCGUGAGGAACAUGGACGAGUUCAGGACCGUUUUCAAGGAUGUCGUGCAAGUUCACUACGUUAUCUACCUUAAGUGCGGAAUCCUGCACCGAGAUCUGAGCGUCAACAACAUCAUGUUCACGCGUCGUGAUGGGCGUAUUAUCGGCAUUCUAAACGAUUGGGAUCUUGCGGCCUACACGAAGUCCAGGGGCAAGGCUACCUCCACUCAUCGUACCGGCACGGCAGCCUACAUGGCGACAGAUCUUCUCAACAGCGCUAACUCAGAUAAGCCGCUAGCUCAUGAAUAUCAGCACGACCUGGAAUCCUUUUUAUGGAUCCUCAUCUGGUGUGCAUUCGUACUUCGCUUCAAUGGAAGGCAGAUAGAAUGGGCGAAGCAGUACACCAAAAUCAAAGAAUGGACCGACACGACUCCGUGGCCAACGAUCGCAAACUCCAAGAGGGUCUUUUUGAACGCUUACUCAUUGCAUCUGCCGUUUGUGACGCCCGAGAUGCAAAGCUUGAAGGCCACUUGGAUUGCCGAAGUUUGUUACUUCAUGUGGCUGACUUUCCUUGCGCGCGCCAAGCCUCCUCUCCCGGAGCGUUUGAAGAACAGAAGGGAUGUUGAGACGGAAUACGACUUCUUCACCUUUGAAAACGUUAUGGGUGUCUUGGACCCGGAGAUGACGGACCCGAAGGAGGAUGUGUUGAAGUAUGGAAAGUCUCUCUGAUCAAGUCUUUUGGCGUUCGUACUGUCUUAUCUCGAGCUCCUUUAUACAUUGAUAGAUCCAUAUUUCCC